AUGAAAAUGUUGGAUGAUGAAGAUGACCAAAGCUUUCAUGCUACGCGUGACAGCUGCUCCCAUUUGAGCGAUGUCGAAUGGGAUGCGGUUGAACGAAUGGGUUCAACCAUGGGCAUCCAUGCUGUUAGCGUCAUGCUAGAGGCUCUCAAUAGAGAUGCCCAACAUGCUACUAUCGCCAAGUCCAUUCAAAAUGAACUUGACGCUGAACGCGAGAAAGUAGCCUUGCUUCACCAACAAGGUUCUCAACAAGCAGAGUUCUUGAGAGAACAGGGUGCUCAACAGUUUGAACUGUUGAGACAGCAGCAGCAGGCUGCUGCUGGUGGGUCGAUGCACUCGCGUCGACCCGAAACCUUGAAGAUUGACAUCUUCAAGUAUAGGGGAGUCGAAGAGGACUCCCUCUUGAGAUAG
Molecule: messenger RNA, 408 nt
Organism: Peronospora matthiolae
Lineage: Eukaryota; Oomycota; Peronosporomycetes; Peronosporales; Peronosporaceae
Source: the annotation of a GenBank genome assembly